Thrips palmi is the source of this 1301-nucleotide messenger RNA. Its product is annotated as cuticle protein-like. The transcript has 6 exons. The record is from RefSeq and is a predicted model, not a curated record. Bases 55 to 1092 code for a protein of 345 amino acids. Lineage: Eukaryota; Metazoa; Arthropoda; Insecta; Thysanoptera; Thripidae. Gene Ontology annotation, cellular component: extracellular matrix.
CUCGUGGGACUUGUUGGACUUGUCGGGCAGCGGCGCGUGGUGCACAUCGUCGCCAUGGCUCUGGUUCAGGUCCUGGCGUGUCUCUUCGCGGCGGUGGGGGUCGUCCUGGGUGCGCCGACCUGGCUCGGGGGCGGGGCUGGACCCCACGGCGUCGAGGGCCAGGCCCCGCAUCACGCCCAGUCCUACGUGUCCUUCGGCGGCCCCGUCGCCGCCACCCCAGUGCACCUGCCCGUCGGCCCCCGUCACCUCGUGCCAAGUGGUUACGCCCACGCCCACGCCCCCGAACCAGUGGCCUACCCCAAGUACGCCUUCAAGUACGGCGUCCACGACGCGCACACCGGCGACGUCAAGGACCAGUCCGAGCACCGCGACGGCGACGUGGUGAAGGGCGAGUACUCGCUGCUGCAGCCCGACGGCACCAAGCGCACCGUGCACUACACCGCCGACCACCACAGCGGCUUCAAUGCCGUCGUCUCCAUCAGCGGCCACGCCAUCCACCCCGAGACCCCCAAGAUCGUCCACGCGCCCGUAGUCCCGCACGGCCUGCCCGCCAUGCCCACCCUCGUCAAGACGCUGUACGCCGCCCCGCUUCCCGCAGCCCACGGCGUGUCCCACGGCGGAGCGACGUCCUACGCCAACGGGGGCCUCAUCUCCCAGUGCACCGCCCCGACCAGCCACACCAUGUCCUGCACCAAGAUCGUCGUCCUGCUGGGAGUGCUGGGCCUGGCGGCGGCGCGCCCCGGCGCCGAGUCCUACGUGUCCUACGGCCACGCCCCCCUCAUCCACGCCCCCAUCGUCCACCACGCCCCCGUCGUCCACCACGCCCCGGUCCUGGUGCAUCAUGAGCCCGUCGCCCACCCCGCCUACGCCUUCAAGUACGGCGUCCACGACGCGCACACCGGCGACGUCAAGGACCAGUCCGAGCACCGCGACGGCGGCGUGGUCAAGGGCGAGUACUCCCUGAUCCAGCCCGACGGCACCAAGCGCACCGUGCACUACACCGCCGACGACCACAACGGCUUCAACGCCGUGGUGUCUUACAGUGGACACGCCGCCCACCCCGCCCACGCCCCGCUGCUGCACCACUACUGAGCCCUCGAGCGCCUCGAAGGCCGUCAUCCUCAUCCACAUCACCCUCAUGGUGCCGCCCAGCACCGCUCCACUGCCCCAAUGUGAUAAUACAUCUUAGUAUACGUGUGUGUGCUCAUCUGUGUGUGUAACUGUGUACAUAAAAAAAAAUGAAGGUAUCUGCAAUGCAAGUAAAAUGCCUGAAAGUACAAAAAAAGUCAAAAUAAAUGAUC